Fusarium vanettenii 77-13-4 is the source of this 890-nucleotide messenger RNA. RefSeq lists its product as uncharacterized. The coding region runs from base 150 to 587 and encodes 145 amino acids. The record is from RefSeq and is a predicted model, not a curated record. NCBI's taxonomy places the organism in Eukaryota, Fungi, Ascomycota, Sordariomycetes, Hypocreales, Nectriaceae. The transcript has 3 exons.
GUUCUGGUCCUGUCUAGCUUGCCUAUCUCGUGCUGUGCCUUGGUCAACCUUUAAAACCCUCUCGUUCCCCUCGAGAGUAGCUUUUUAUACUCCUGAACUUGUCAAUCGCAACUCGCUAGUUCUAUUACAUCACUCCCAAAUCCGCAACCAUGUCCCGCAAGAGAAAGCAAGACGAGGAGGAGGAGGAGCUCGUCUCCCUGCCUGAAGACGAUGAUGGCGAGGAGGAAGAGGAGUACAUCUCGACCGGAGAUGAAGAGGAACAGAGCGAAGAGGACGAGGAUGCCGAGGAGGAGGAAGAGGAUGAUGAAGAGGGCGACGAGCCUGAAGAAAAGGUCGAGCCACCCGUAAAGAAGCGCAAGACGACCGAGGCUUCGGGCGAAGAGGUCCCCAACGGUGACGCCGCCGAGGAAGAAGAUGAGCCAGAAGAAGAAGAGGAAGACGCUGAAGCAGAAGACGAGGAGGACGCCGAGGCUGAUGAAGACGCGGCCGACGUCCCUGCUCCGGCCAAGGAGACCAUCAAGGCCCCCGAGGCACCUGCUGCGACCGAGACUCCAGAGCCCAAGGCUGUCACGGCUGGUGGCGAGUGAUGUCUCGUGUUGGGUCGUUUUUAUAUAGCAACUCGUUCCUUUUUGACGCGUCUUGGAUCGUUAUCGUCGGUCAUGUACACUCGGACAGGUGCUUGGACAGCGUUGAGUUACCGAAAGGGGUCUCUUGAUAUCAUGUUGUCGUCACUUGCGUGGUCGGGUAUGGGAUAGGAUAGGCAUCGGUAUAGGUAUAGGGUGGGCAUGUUGGUCUUGGAUAUCAUGUUGAGAUAUAUGUUGUUGAAGAUUCCAAGAAGUGUUCAUCCAGAGCAAUACAUCCAUCUGGGUAUCAGGCCCCCUUUAUACCGC